GUAUUUUUUUAUUUCUAUAUUCUCUCCCCUACUCCUACAAUCCAAACGGUCCCAACCCCCGAUUAAUAUGCAAACGCCAGGCCCGCUCUAAUGACGACAUCCCGUUUUCAAGCCCUCGAAAUCCACUGGGGCAGCCUGGCCUUACACAGCGCGAUCACGUGAUGCCUCACGUCACGUGACAUACUUGACGUCACGUGCCCACCAUCAACCAAUGGGGAGCCGAGGUGGCGGGCAGAGCCGCGGGCUCGGAUCCCGAAGUUCCAAAACGAAGCGGAAAAAAAAAAAAAAAAGAGGACCGUGUGUUGACGCGGUGCUGGGGGUUGGCGGCGGCAGUGGUGUGGGGGGGAAGUGAAAUGGGUUGGUUUACGUGAAAGGAAGAUGGCGGCUGCCGCCGACGUCACUACCUUCUUCAUCGGAGAAGAGUUUACAUCGUUCACGGAGCUUCACCGGCGCAUCCAAUCGUUCCAGCUUCGCAAUUCCGUCCAGCUGUACAUUCGAAGCUCUCGGAAGAUCCAGGCGGCUCAAGUUCGCUCGACGGACGGUUACAACCCGGAGCUCAAGUUCGCCGAAAUCUACUACGCUUGCGUCAGGGGAGGCCGUAAGUUUCAGUCCAGGGGAAACUCGUCGAGUUCUUCCAAUGCCCGACACUACGGCAGGACCGAGGUUUCCAACUCGAGGCAGAUCAACUGCCCCUUUCAUAUCAAGAUCCGAUGCACCCGCGACGGACAAAAGUUGUACAUCAAGGACUUCAACUCAAGCCAUAAUCAUGGGACGACAGAGCAAGAUGCAGUGCUGUCCAGGAGUCGCACCCGCCAUUACUGGCCCCAAGGCGUCCGUCAGGCUGCCGCUGCGUCGCCACCUCCGAACACGUCGCAAGCGGCACCGCGAACCAAGGCGGCGCCACUUGUUACCACCACCACCGGCAGCCUCGUGUCCAAGGACGGCUCGCGCCAGGUGUCCUUCCCAAUUCUGCCAGAACAGUUUGUGCCCAAGGACCCUGUCUUGUUCCAGCUGCUGAGCUCUCCGCAGCCAUCAUCCCUCACCUUCCAGAACCUCUUUUUUGUGCCAAAGAACAGCAGUGACACCACUAACAGCAGCAGCAGCAGCAACAACAACAAUAACAACAGUCUACAGGUGCCACCUGCCACCCUGCUUAUCCAGCCAAAUGUCGGCCACGGACUAGCAGACGGCGGACCCAAAGACGAGCAGACGGAGAGCCUGGACUGCGACUCCUUUCUGGAACCAGAGUGCAUCCUGCAGUAUGACGACGACAAGUGCUAUGUGCCGUCGGAAGGUGUCAAAGCUGGUGGCGGAGACAAUAAGUCUGGCAUGGUGCUGCAGGCACUCAAGGCUGUGCUCAACGGGGACCGGAAGGUGGUUGCAGAUGAGUCGUGCCGUGACGGGGCCCAGGCCGCAAUGGGCGACCGCUUUGUCGUGAAGCGGUCGGACGUGGAGGAGAUGACUCGUUUCUGCAACAAAUGUGGCGCCAAGGUGUCAGAACGUCGCAGUCAAGACCAGAAGGACGGUUCGCUCCUGGUCAAGUUCGUCUGCUCCGAAGGUCACAAUAUCGAGUGGAGGUUUGAACGUUUGGUGUCUUAGUCGUGCAACUUUUGGACCCGGGGCUGUUUUUCAGCCGGAUUGCUUUUGUGUGAGGACGGUGUAGUGUGCAUGCCCCUUGAGCGCAAAACAACUGGUUUUGUCUGAAGCAACGCCGCACUCUGAUGUGACUUUCAUGUCCUCCGCCAAUUUUGUCGUUUGGUUACUCCAUCUCGUCUAUCAAACUGACAUCACUUAAAGGGAGGGUCAAAUGUCGGGGUGGGCACCUUGGAUUUUGUACGGUCAAAUGUCGGUGCCUGUGAGCAUGUCCUAUUGUGUUUUAUAUUUUGCCUGGGAUGACUCAAGAUUUUCUCGCAUAUUUUUUCAAGUUGUUGCUGGACAGAAAGGUAGAUUAUUGUCGGACUGCAGAUAUUAGUGUAUGGAGUGCAAAUUUGUCUGCUUCUUUUGCAAGGGUUGCUGUGACGUCGGAAUGCCGAGCUCUGUUUGGCUUCGGUUAAAGAAUAAAAGUUAAAUUUCAAGGCAUCUAGCAUUGAGGUUUGCCCACUAUCCUUCAAUUAGAGCUUGGCAUUAUGACGCCACCACAACCCUUCAAAAGAAGCAGAUGAACUUGCGCUCUUCAUUGUCUUAAGAUGGAAGUUUGAAAUGUAAAUGGGGGGGGGGGGGGGGAAGAGAGAGGGGGGAGGAGGAGGAGGAUGAUGAUGAUGAUGAUGAGGCAGUGGCUAAAACACUUACGAAAGCUUAUGAACGACUUGUGCAGCUAACAAGAAGUAUUAAAACCGAUUAGCAGUUUGGGACGCGUCAUACAAAGGCUGUUGUGUAUUCUAAUGUCAACCACCCACACAGUUUUCUUUUGUUGCCAAAAGCAUUGCUGUCCCUUUCUAGUCUAAAAGUGAGUCGUCUGUAGUCCUGCUUACGAGCACAGUUUUUGGGGCUCGUCACGAAGCAGUGGCGUUUCUAACAAUUCUCUAUGGUGUCGCACGUCAUCUUGCUUUUCUGUGGUCUUUCCAACCUAAAUUAUUCUCAUUGCAUCGCCACACUUUUUAUAAGGCACUUCAUUGGACUCCCUAUCAGUUGGCAUCGCUUGAUCUGAUUGAUGAGUUUCUAGCAGCCCUUGUUUUUCUAUUAUAAGCAUGUUUACGAGCAUAUUGGUGGAGGCCUUGCUUUCUGGUGCACCAUAGUAGCCUGAGGUCACAUUCGACUGGCCCCCACUCAAUGCCUGCAAUCGAACCAAACUGCUGCUGAUCGUCGAGUGCAAUGCCCCUCGCGGUUUUGUAGCUGCGUGUGAAGUCUGCGCACUGCUCUCGUGCUUGGUGUUGUCGGUCCAAAAGACGUGAUCUGCUAGUAAAAUUGACCAUGUCAAACGAAAACUUAAAUCUGCUUUCCACCCGUAAGCGCAGGCAUUCUUCAUCUGAAAUGUAAUCUAGGCUUGUAACAGUCCAUCCACACUUUCUAUGCUCGUGCGUGAUGGUCAAUGCUGUGACAAUGCGUCGGGGAAAACAUGUCGUUCACUUGCCGACAUGUAAGAAAACAAAUUCCAACAAAAUCGUGGACGACUUGCCGGUGUCAUCACUGUAGUGGUUACAUAAAAAGCCACGCGAUAGCACUUCCGUUGCUAGGAAGUGCGAGCGUGAUCUGCAACGAUGGCCACAGUAAAUACGGCAGUGGCAAUUUCCUCCGAGGAGAAAAAAAUAUCUUUAUCACGCGAAACAUUUUUCUCCGCUAGUUUUUCAGGUUUACAAUCUUGGAUUACAUUGCUCUUUUUUCCUUCCCAUACUUCGCGCAGAGAGCUGCCGUGUUGCAACUGCGGCGAAAGCAAGUUUAUCUCAAUCUUUGUUUUUGGUCACUUGUCGUUUAUGCUCAGUUUUCGGUCAGACAGGAUCUUUGGCUGGCUUAGAGUGAUGUCGCUAGUCAUCAUCUGAUGUCACCAGGCUGCUCCUGAAAUAAUACUCAUUUUUUUGGGACGUGUCAUGCCUGUAUGGUCAGUAUUUUGCCACCCCUCUUGGGUGAUCCUUGUUCAUUCUUUUGCCACACACAAGUGCAUCUAUAGCAAUGGGCCGUUUGUUACGACUGCGAGAAAGCGUUUUAUCUGUCACUAGUUUUUGUGUAGUUAUUUAUAGCUAAUUUUUUCCUUUAGGUUAUUUAUUUAGGAGUCUCAGUAAAUUGUUUCACUCAACUUUCCUGACUAGUUCCCCGGCUAACUUUUUACCUGUUCGACGUUAACCACGACAUCAAGGCGAAAUCUGAAGGGGUUCUUUAGGCUGAUUUCGGAAGCUAAGUUUUAUCGCACUUCCGAUCUGGAUUUGAUUCAGUUGGUGCCUCGGUUCACAUCAACAUUCACCAAAGGAGCAUUAAUGCAGGAAACAGUUGUUUGGUUGAACGCUGAAAAUCUGUGAUUUUUGCGGGCACAGCAGGUUCCGUGUCGCAUUUCCGAAUUUGUGGGAAAAAUGGGUACCUCUAGAGAUUAGCCUUAGUAGUAAAAUUUAUUACUGGUAUGUGAUUUUUUUAUUGGGAGAUAGGGGUAGAAAUUUGAGACACAGGUUCAGAUAAAUGGCAACAACGAUUUCCUUUGCCAAGAUGGCUGAAAUGUCAUUACUCUGGAGAAUAUAGCUCAUCCAAUGGCUUUCGUCUCUCCGAGUCGUCUGCCUUGAUACAAAAUUUGUAAAUACUCGUCUUGCCUUUUUUUUUUUUGCUUUUAGUGUGUCACAUAAGCCAAAGUGCUUUUUGGCAUAUCAACUUCUAUUUUGUCUUCACCCCUGUGAAUUCUAUUUUGCUGUUGCCAUCCGUCGAUCCCCUUCGCGUUGCAGCACGUCUUCGGCAGUGAUGCCGUCGUUGUCACUUUGUCCACGAGGCCCUGCGAGAUGUUUUGUCAGAAACAACCUAAGGUUUUCUAUUUCAAUUUUAGUUGGUCAGCUGCAAUCUGUGACAUCCAAGCUGUGGUGUGUGAUGGUAUAUGCCUGGAAUAAGAAAAAUAAAAGCAUUUUUAGCU
Messenger RNA from Ixodes scapularis (black-legged tick), 4543 nucleotides. RefSeq lists its product as uncharacterized. NCBI's taxonomy places the organism in Eukaryota, Metazoa, Arthropoda, Arachnida, Ixodida, Ixodidae. Bases 379 to 1599 code for a protein of 406 amino acids. The transcript has 3 exons. The record is from RefSeq and is a predicted model, not a curated record.